GUAUUUCAUUGCAACCGUAUCCGACACACACUCUUCCAACACAGCUACUUUCUCCUCUAAUUCUAGCCCUAACUAAGCUCAUCUCUCUCUCUCUCUCUCUCUCUCUCUCUCGUUCCAACACUCCUCCCUGGAAAGACCAAACCCUCUUCAGUUCUUUACUAUAAACACAAAAAAAUGAUGAACAGCUUUGCUUCACAACAAAGGCAAGAGUCCCUGAAGAGGAGGUGGCAGGAGAGGCGGCUCUCCGCCGUAGACGGCCACCAGCCCCCGCCCUCGCCCAGCGUCUACCGGCGGCCAUCGUUUAUGGCCAACCCAAGCAGUACUACUAUUCAGAGUUUUCCUGUUGGGUUUGAGGAGGACUUAUUAGUUUCGAGCGUUGUGCCGCCGGUGACGGUGGUGCUGGAAGGGCGGUCCAUCUGCCAGCGGAUCAGCCUCCACAAGCACGGCAGCUACCAGAGCCUUGCGAGGGCGCUCCGCCAGAUGUUCGUCGACGGGGGCGCCGGACCGGUCGCUUCGGACAGUGAUGUUGAUCUUUCGAAUGCAGUUCCCGGCCACCUCAUUGCCUAUGAAGACAUGGAAAACGAUCUUCUUCUAGUUGGUGACCUCAACUGGAAAGAUUUUGUGAGAGUUGCCAAGAGAAUCCGCGUAAUUCCAGUGAAGGAGAAUUCAAGGAAGGGAAGACGAGGAGCUUAAUUAAUUAAUUCAUUAGAGUCGCAGCUGGCAUGGAGAUCGAUUUUGCAGGAUGAUGGAUCCAUAUAUAUAUAUAUAAUGAUUAAAAUUAAACCAAAUUAACCCUAGCUUUCUUAUUGGGCACGUGAUGAACAAGUGUGUACUCAAAGCAUGGUCGAUGUGAAGUUGCUUGUCUCUAAUUUCUUGAAUAAAAUUGC
Messenger RNA from Diospyros lotus (date-plum), 887 nucleotides. Its product is annotated as auxin-responsive protein IAA33. Gene Ontology annotation, biological process: regulation of DNA-templated transcription. Gene Ontology annotation, cellular component: nucleus. Gene Ontology annotation, molecular function: protein binding. The transcript has 2 exons. Lineage: Eukaryota; Viridiplantae; Streptophyta; Magnoliopsida; Ericales; Ebenaceae. The coding region runs from base 175 to 693 and encodes 172 amino acids. The record is from RefSeq and is a predicted model, not a curated record.